CUAAACUCAGGCUAUGUGUAAAAAGCGGGAUUUUACGAAAACUGUUUGGUCAGUUAGUCAGUACUCGGUACCCUUUCUGGCGAACUACAUACCGUGUUAUUGUUUGGAUGGAUUUGAUUGGAUCAGGUCGCGCCAUCUGAGCUUGAGCAUUUGCUUCAGUCCCGUCCAGAUAUACUCGAGGCAGCUGUGGUCCCGUUGCCUGACGAGAGAGUGUUGGGAUGAAUAGCUUUGAAAAGCUAUAAUGAAAUUCCUAAUUAAUUAUCCAGUAUUUUCCCAUAAUACGAAAUUAAGAUGGAU
Messenger RNA from Linum tenue, 297 nucleotides. The record is from the annotation of a GenBank genome assembly. NCBI's taxonomy places the organism in Eukaryota, Viridiplantae, Streptophyta, Magnoliopsida, Malpighiales, Linaceae.